This is a messenger RNA of Hypoxylon trugodes, 4284 nucleotides long. RefSeq lists its product as uncharacterized. The transcript has 3 exons. NCBI's taxonomy places the organism in Eukaryota, Fungi, Ascomycota, Sordariomycetes, Xylariales, Hypoxylaceae. The coding region runs from base 1 to 4284 and encodes 1427 amino acids. The record is from RefSeq and is a predicted model, not a curated record.
AUGUCCCAAUUCUCUGGUUCGCACCACUCACAGUUCAACGGUGACCCGAAAAACGUCCACAGCGCAUCACCCACGCCUUCGUCAUCUCCGCCAGACGGUCAACCGCCGUUACUCAAUAGCAAAUCGGAUUUUAACAACGCUCCCACUCCUAAAACCCAUCACAUUAUAAACGUUGGUGGUUUCCGAAAUCGAACACGAUCUCGCGCAGUUUCGACACCCCUUCCUGCAUCUCCCGCCCGAAUCAACCAUGAUAGCUCGCCCGUAGCCGAUUCCCCUAUAUCCAGUGACACGCAUCGAAGAACGAGAAGUCGUAGCAAUUCGAGACCAUUAUCUAUGGUCCAAUCCUACCAACCGCCCCUCAUGGAUGUCAGCGGAGAUACGAUUCCCGAACUCCAACCUAUCUUUACCUUCCUUAAUAGCCAUGCCAAUAAAUUAUAUCAGGAGGGUUAUUUCCUAAAACUCGACGACCAAAAUACCCAGGGGAAACCUAACCCUGAUCGAACUUGGACGGAAUGCUUCGCUCAACUAGUAGGAACAGUACUAUCCCUUUGGGAUGCAGCAGAACUGGAUGCUGCUGGUGAAGAUGGCGAAGUUCUGCCUAAAUUCGUCAACUUGACGGAUGCUUCUAUAAAAAUGAUCGAGUCGUUACCCACAAGGUCAAAUGAAGAGACGCCUUUACAAAACAUCCUCAGCAUAUCCACGGCAGGAAGGAAUCGAUAUCUCUUGCAUUUCAAUUCAAAACAUUCGCUAAUACAAUGGACCGCCGGCAUCCGACUUGCCAUGUUCGAGCAUUCUACCCUCCAAGAAGCCUAUACGGGUGCAUUAAUAGCAGGCAAAGGCAAGACGCUAAACAACAUUGGUGUAAUAAUGGAAAGAGCACGUACUCCGGCUGAUCAAUGGGUCCGAGUUCGAUUUGGUGCUGGUGUACCGUGGAGGCGUUGCUGGUGUGUUAUUACACCACCAGAUGAAAAAGAGUACCAGAAAGCGAUAAAGGAGCACAAGAAGAAGUCGCCAUACGACCGUUCGCAUGUCCCAUUGCUUAAGGGAGAUAUCAAGUUCUACGAUACGAAAAGAGAGGGGAAGAAAGCCAAGAAAAUGCUGCCGAUAGCAACGAUCAGUGACGCAUACUCGGCGUACGCAUUAUACCCUCAAGCUAAAUCGCUGAUAGAUGCUUCGACGUUGGUCAAGAUCGAAGGGAACAUCACGAUUCAUUCCGAUCCACCAUCCGAGAGCGAGGGUUUCGUAUUUAUCAUGCCCGAAGUAAACCCAGCUGUCAGUGGUUUUGAGAUGAUGCUGAGGUUUCUAUUUCCCACAUGGGACACCUUUGGUCUCUACGGUCGCCCGGGGAGACUCGUUGCAAGCGUUCUAGACUCGAGAUCGCUCAUGUUUGCGAUGCCAAAGCACAAGCGUUAUGGCUAUUUAGAACUGUUAGACGUGUCCGGGCUAAUAUUGACUGAUGGUAGUUCGAGCUGGAACGAGCGAGAAUGGAGGAAGAAACUAAAGGAGUUGACUGGUACUCGGAUGAAUAGUAUCGAGGACGGAUCCAGCGGAAGUUCAGGUCAAACUGGCAGUCAGAACAAGCGUCUUAGUUUUGGCCCAUCUGCUGGUGCAGCCGCCUCGAAACCUCGUGUUGGCUUUGCUGACGAAGCACCCCCUUCCGUUCGUACAUCUAGGUCCAUGUCCCUCAAUAGUCGACCACCAGACUCGGCACCUCCCAAGGAUCGAGACCAGGCCUCCGGAAAUAAAUCAGGGCAUGCACGUAACGCGUCGGAUUCCCGCAUAUCCAUUGGUCAGCUUCCUCCUCCGCCGCCUCCCCACCAGGAUAAUUCGUACACCUCGAGCCCGGCUUCAUCCAUGCGAGGACCUAAUCCAGCACGUAAUUUUAUGAAUGAUUUGGCCUCAACUCCGGAGCGUGUAAGCUCUGACGACGAGCCGAUUGACGCGCCGAUCCGUGAUUUCGAUGGAAUGCGAAGAAUGCAGACCCCCGAGCCAGUUUCUCAACCUCCAAGUUUCUCUCACGCACCAGGUCACGUUCCUACGACCCGACCCUACCACUCUCCAGAAAUGCGCCGUGCUAAUAGCCGCUUGUCAUUGACCACGCUUACGCAGCUUGCUAAAGCUGGUGGCGUUCCCGUAAGUGCGGAAUCAUUAGACAGCGAAAGGAGCAACGAGGAGCGCCGCGGGCCGCCCCCUCAAGAGCCAAAUCAACGUGGCCCACCACCACCGGUACAUACUCACGCCAAUAACGCUGGGAUGUCUGCUAAUGCCGGAUCUCGUGAAGUUUUAAGGGAUAACCAACCAUUCUCUCCCGGGCUGCCACCCCCUCAAAUGGGCCCCAUGGCAAUGCGAUCUAGAUCACCGUUAAACCAAAACCAGAAUAUGGGUCCCCCACCCCCCGGUCCGCGAGGUCCAAGUCCUGGUGCAGGUCCCCGACCCAAAACCCCGACUUCUCGACCUGGUACUGCGACAGGUAAUCGUCCACCCCCUCCUCCUGGACACGGGCCGCCAUAUGGACCCCCACCCGGCAAUAUGCCUCCAGGACAACGUGGACCUCCUUACGGUAUGCCUCCCCCCGGUAGAGGUCGUGGUCGCGGUCGUCCUCCUCCAGGCAUGGCCCCUCCUGGCAUGCCUCCUCACGGGCGCGGUCAACCGAACUAUCCACCGAACGAAAAUAUGUAUCGAGGUUAUCCGCCACAAGGACCACCGGGUCCUGGUGGACCAGAUGGGCCGACAUCCCCCACUAACCGUAAACCAUUACCACCCCUUAACACAUCUCCUUCUCUUAGUAGGAAGCCAUUGCCAGCUCGUACCGAUAGUUUGCAACAUCGGCGCAAUGAUAUGGCACCAGACUCCCCCUCAACAAGCAGCGGAAGCCUUACAGGAAAUCGAGUCGAUGCUACCGGAUUAGGUCAAAUCCGUCCUCUUAAUACAGGGCCCCGGGGUCCUCCAAACCCUGCAGUGCAACGUCAAGGUACUGGCAAGAGCCAAUCAAGUAGUCGAUAUGAUGACUCAGCGUCAACCGAUAGUCCCGAUUACGCUAGUUCUCGUCCUUCAACUGAUACGGCAUCUUCAAGUGAGAGGGAGCGGCCAAGAGCUGGUGUGCUCCGCUCUACUGGAAAUGUGGAUGAUUCUCCCGUAACUUCUAGACCUAAUUUCGACAUUCCAGAUAUAGAUUUUGGCCCGACUACGAACUAUGCGGCAGCCCCACGCACGAAAACUCCCACCCCCGGUAAUCCCACACCGAGAUCGUUCUCCCCAGGUCCUCGAUCCUAUUCACCCGCACCCGCGCCACGUAGAUCACCCGGCAUGGAAGCAGGACAUGGUCGUCAAGACUCAGAGGACACAUUACGACGAAGUAUCGUUUGGCAACCAGCUGCAAUGACCCCAGGAAGCCCCGCUGCGCAUGGUUUGUCGGCUGAAGAAUACGUCCAACAACGAGCGGCUACUGCGGCGUCGACACCACUAUAUGCUCAUCAAAGGCAUUCUUCUGGGAAUACCCUUAGCGGAUUUAGAGCAGGUACACCAACACCCCCAUUAACUCGAGGACAGGGUCAGGAUUACAUUGGUACUGCACACUCUCGAAACAGUUCCCAGGAUUUACUUAAUCGACCUGGUUCUCGGGGAGCCGGCGAUAUUCUUCAGCGUCCCAACUCACGUGGACCUGGCGAGUUGCUUCAACGCCCGGGUUCUCGCGGCGCCGGUGCUGUGCUAGGUGGCCAAGGCGGAGUUGAUUCACACCUCUCAGCCCGUGAACAGGAACACGUCGCACGCGUUACGGGCUCCCCGUUAAUUAACAUGGCGGGUAACAAAGCCCCUCCCCAAACUAGUGCAGGGUUGGUUGGCGCGAUUGAAGCCAGGGAACGUGAAAAGCAGCAGAUGAAACAAGGUUGGAGUAGUCAAGCAGCCCAACAUGCUAUCAACCAACGACAACAACAACAACAGCAAGCCUUCCAACAAUACCAACAGCCUAUGCCGUCGCCUGGUAUGCCACCACCAGCUGGUAUGUACUCUAAUAUGGGACGUAGUGGAAGUGGACCGAAUACACCUAAUUAUGGAGGUUUUGGAAGCCCUCCCCCAAUGUCUUAUGAACAAGAGGGUGGUUGGUCGUCUCCUGGUCCAGGAUUCCGAUCUCCUCCACCCGGAAACUUUGAUCCUCGAUUUAACCCGCAUCGCAUGCCGUCACCUCACGCUCAACUAUCCUCACCACCACCAUUCCAAGCGCAAAGCCCACCAACCCCAGGACGAGGCCAAAAUCAAUACCCUUACCACGGACAGGCAUUUUAG